Molecule: messenger RNA, 1785 nt
Organism: Parnassius apollo (apollo)
Lineage: Eukaryota; Metazoa; Arthropoda; Insecta; Lepidoptera; Papilionidae
Source: the annotation of a GenBank genome assembly
AUGAGUGUAGUACAGAUCAACAUCAAUGGUCGAAGGUUAUACAUAGCUUCGGUCUAUAUUGAACCCAAUAGCGAUGAAGACAAUACCUUACAACGGUUAGACAACUUCCUAAAAAUGACAUGCAACAACCACCAGUUGGUGGGUGGUGAUUUCAACGGCUGGCAUCCGAUAUGGGGCAGCGACCGUUCAAAUUCACGUGGCAAUAAAAUAGUAAACAUUGCAUAUGGUAACAAUAUGUUUUUAUGCAACAAAGGAGACACUCCCACUUUUGAAACUAUCUCGCAUGGUCAAAUUCGUCAUUCAUUCAUAGACCUCACCAUGGCCUCUAGCACCAUAUACGAUCAGGUACUUGACUGGAGAGUUGACAUCGACAUUUGUCCCUCCUCACAACACAGGGCCAUUGUGUUCUCAAUCUGUACUCUAAGAAGAAGAAGCAACUCCGGUAAAAGUACCACUACAUUCAGAUAUAACACAAAGAGAGUCAACUGGGAUGAGCUAAGAUCUCCAUUCAUAAGCAUGAUAGAAGAACGUUUGCCCCGUAAUGUCGUUAUUGAAAGCUUGGAUGAAAUUGAAUUAGAAAAGUAUAUCAACCAUAUUACCUCUAUUAUACAGACAAUCUGCGACAAGUUAAUUUCAAAGUCAAAUGCCCAAAAUUAUCGUUGCCCGUGGUGGACGGAGGAACUUGAAAAACUCAAGAAGGAUGUAAUUCGUAACCACCAUCAAAUUCAAAAACUUAUUCGUCAGAAAAGGCCUAUAGAGAGCGUGCUGGAAGAAAAAACACGACUUAAAGAGGCAUACUCCAAAGCAUUUAGAGAAACUUCCACUAGACAUUUCAGGGAUUUCUGUGAAAAACAGGGCAAGGAAGAUGUCUGGUCAGUCACUAAUAAAAUAAUAAAGUCAGGACCUCCAAUACAACCUCCAGUCACCCUGAAAAGGAGCAACGGCACAUUUACCACCACCAGUUCAGAAACAGCUCAAGAACUUCUCAAUCAAUUUUAUCCGGACGAAGACUUGAAUGAUACCCCACAACAUACGGAAAUGAGGAACUUUUCCUUGGCCAUGCCGGAUACACCGAAUGAACCCUUAUUCGAAUUCGAACAGAUCAUAUCAUGCCUUAAUAGUAUUAAUCCCAAAAAGGCUCCCGGCACCGAUCAUCUUACUGCAGAUAUCUGCCUACUCUUCGCAAACUCCUUUCCACAUUUAAUCACAUCUGUUAUGAACCAAUGUCUGAGACUCGGUUACUUUCCCGAAAUAUGGAAGCAGGCGUUUAUAAAAAUUAUACCCAAACCUAAUAAAGAAAUAUAUACAGAUGUAUCUUCAUUCCGUCCUAUUGGUCUAAUAAACGUCUUUGCCAAACUAUUAGAGAAACUCAUCACACCUUCUAUCUGGCAGUCAGCCCUUAAAUACACAUGCGUAAUCAAUAAACUACUUACCCUGCAGCGCGGAUUCGCAAUAAAUAUUAUUCGGGGUUUCCGAACUGUAAGUACUGUAACCAGUAUAUCCCUUGCACAACUUAGUCCUUUACCUGCCAAAAUAGCAGAAAUGGCUGAUAACGAAUUAACAAGAAUAUCGCGGAAAUCACAAUAUCUCCCAAAUGACAUCACUCUGGACACACCGGCCGAACCCGAGAAGCUUUUGCACCCAUCUUUGCGAAAAUCAAUUAAAUACUGUGAAGAAUCAUCCCUAAAUGACAUUGAAAACAUCGAAAGUCAAAAUGGUUAUCGCAUAUUUACGGAUGGAAGCAAACACGAUGAAAAGUUGCAAGUAUACAUAUUUAAUCUAUAA